Messenger RNA from Hyphopichia burtonii NRRL Y-1933, 2496 nucleotides. It is a transcript of the gene NOP14, whose product is annotated as snoRNA-binding rRNA-processing protein. The transcript has a single exon. Bases 52 to 2496 code for a protein of 814 amino acids. Gene Ontology annotation, biological process: maturation of SSU-rRNA. Gene Ontology annotation, cellular component: nucleolus; small-subunit processome; Noc4p-Nop14p complex. The record is from RefSeq and is a predicted model, not a curated record. NCBI's taxonomy places the organism in Eukaryota, Fungi, Ascomycota, Pichiomycetes, Serinales, Debaryomycetaceae.
AAAAAAGAGCCAUCAAGUUUGGAGUUUACAGCUUAGUUACCAAAGACAACGAUGGCCGGUUCACAGUUAAAGCAGUUGAAAGAGGCUCUUAAGAACAACGGGUUGGUUGGGCAAACCAACGUGAAGAGAAAGAAUAAAAAAUCCAAAACUCCUCAUGAAACAAGAAGAGCGAACGAUGAUUCUAAAAAAAUUUUGAAUGGUAUAAGGAGCCAAUUUAACCAAUUUGAUAGUAGGAUUAACAGAAACAAGCAUGAUUUCUCUAUUAUUCAAGGAGGUAAGUUUGUUAAAGCUGGUUCAAUUCAGCACAAUCAAGCUUCUAAGAGCAAAUCAAACGUUGAAAAGAAUUUGAAGUUAGAGUAUGAAGCAUCCAAAAAGCAAAAGGGAAGAACCGGUGGAAUGAGAGAUAGAAGAUUUGGUGAAAAUGAUAAGAAUAUGAGUGCUGAAGAAAAAAUGUUGGCAAGAUUCACCAAGGAAAGACAAUCCGGUUCUAAGAAAAAUGUAUUCUCUUUGGGAAGUGAUGAUGAUUAUAGUGAUGAUGACGAUGAUGCUGGAUUUACUCUUACUCAUUCUGGGAAAACGUUAAAUUUCGAUGAUGAAGAAGGAUUGGGGGAUACAUCUAAGAAAUAUGUUGAUGAAGAUCAGUUAAUGCCAAAUGAAGAAGAACCAAAUAGAAAGAAAAGUAAGAAUGAAGUAAUGAAAGAGAUCAUUGCUAAAUCCAAAUUUCAUAAACAUCAAAGACAAAUGGAAUUUGAACAAGCACAAGAGAAUAUUAUGGAAUUAGAUGAUGAAUUUGGGGAUGUCAUGAGUGAAUUGAAUCAAACUGUUAGUAAAACCACCAGCAAACCUCAAUUUCUGACUAAAACACCAGAAGAAAUUGAAUAUGAUCGUAAAAUGAGAGAAUUAGUUUAUGAUAGAAGAUCCGUUCCGGCAGACAGAACCAAGACCGAAGAAGAAAUCAAAAAAGAAUAUGAAGACAAGAGGAAGAAGUUGGAAGAAGAUAGAUUACGUAGAAUGAAUGGUCUUGAUGAAGAAAGAGACGUUGCCGGUGAUGACUUAGAUGAUGACUUUUGGGCUGGUGAUGACGACGAAGGAGAGGGAGUUGCUAUUGAAAAUUCAGAGGACGAAGAAGUAGAAGAUGAAGGAUCGGAAGAAUCAGAAGAGGAAGAAGAAGGCAAAAGAUUUGGUCGUACAUUACCUAGAACACCAACUGUAUCCAUGCCAGCUAAUGAAGAAGAAUUGGGUGAAAUUUUGAAUAAGUUAGAAGAAUCUAAGCAAGUGAAUCAUAUUAAAAAGAUUGUUGAAACUUAUAAACCUAAUUUAGCCGAAGGAAAUAAAGACAAAAUGAAUCAAUUUGUUGGGAUAUUAUUCAAAUAUAUCUUAGACAAAAGUGAAAAAUCUACAGGAAAAGACCAAUCUUUGAUUGAACAAUUCAUUAAAUUAUUAAAGAAAUUAGCAGAAACAUUCAAUGAAUCUUUGGUUGAAGUAGUCAGACAAGAGAUCAAUUUAAUUCAAGAAAGAGUCUUGAGUAGUUCACUUUUGAAAAAAGAUCUAAUUAGUUUUAUUAUAAUGGGAUACUUAUUUUCAACAUCUGAUCACUAUCAUUUAAUUAUCACUCCAGCAUUAAUAGUUAUGAACGAAUAUUUGACUCAACACGUACUUUAUAAUAAGUCAAAUCCAAGCAUUUCAGAAAUUGGACAAGGUCUAUUUAUUAUCGAUGUAUUAUUAAAUUAUGAAUCAUUUUCCAAGAGAUACAUACCCGAAAUCAGCAAUUUCUUAGAGAGAGUAUUAUUGGUGUUAGUUCCCGAGCCACAUAAGAUUUCAAAUGGGAAUGGUUUAAUAAGUACUAAUAAGCUUUAUAAUAAGGGUAGUAAUUUAAAGGCCACCGAAAAGUUUGCAGCAUUCAAAGAAACCAACAUAACAUUAUCAGUGAGUGAAAUAUUUAGUAUAGACACAGAAGAGCAUAAGUUUAAUUUAGUAAUCAAAACCAUUUACUUAAUUGAUAGACUAGUUAAUUUAUGGAGAGAAAAAAGUGGAUUGAUUGAAAUUUUACAACCAUUGAGUAUAGUGUUGAAGCAUAUGCUCAAGUAUUAUGCCAAUGUAUUACCUAAUUUAAUUACAUUAUCCAAUAAGAUUAAUAAGAUUCUUGUUAAUAUAAUUAGUGAAAGAAGACCAUUAACUUUACAAUAUCAUAAAGCUUUAGCCAUUCCAACAUAUGCACCUAAAUUCGAAGAGAAUUUCAAUCCCGAUAAGAAAUCUUAUGAUAAUAAUGUUGAAAGACAAGAAGUUAAUAAGAUGAAGAGUCAAUUGAAGAAAGAAAAGAAAUCAUUGAUUAAAGAUUUCAGAAAACAAACCAAAUUCAAUGCCAGAGAACAAAUUAAGGAAAAGAAACAAAUGUAUCAAGAAUAUCAUAAGAAGAUGUCUGAUAUUGUUAAUACUAUUCAAUCACUGGAAGGUGCAGAACGGAAUAAAUACGAACGAGAAAGAAAAAGAAGAUAA